This is a messenger RNA of Belonocnema kinseyi, 471 nucleotides long. Its product is annotated as ribonuclease H1-like. Gene Ontology annotation, biological process: DNA replication, removal of RNA primer. The record is from RefSeq and is a predicted model, not a curated record. The annotation marks the transcript as partial. Gene Ontology annotation, molecular function: RNA-DNA hybrid ribonuclease activity; nucleic acid binding. The transcript is spliced from 2 exons. Lineage: Eukaryota; Metazoa; Arthropoda; Insecta; Hymenoptera; Cynipidae.
AAUUUAGUCGAAUCAAAAGGAAAAUUAAAAAGACAAUAUGAUGAAAAGGCAAAAGCUUUAAACGCUAUGGUGGGCGAUUCCGUUCGAAAAGAAAAGCAAGUUCGAGAAGGGAAAUUUGACAAAUAUCAUGAUGAUCGUCUUUAUAAGAUAAUAGGAUUUUCAGAAGGAUACAACGUCACCAAGGAAGGGUCUUUAGUUGAUCCAAGCGGAUAUGCACACGUUUAUACUGAUGGCUCUUGCCUGCGGAAUGGAAAGAGCUUAGUUUCAGCGGUUCUAGGAGUAUGGUUUGGAAAUAAUUAUCCAUUAAAUAUCUCCGAUCGUGCCAUCGGUCGUCAGACUAACAAUUCCGCAGAAAUCGAAGCUGCCGCUAUAGCUGCAAAACAAGCUGUAAGAGCAAAUAUUAGAAAAUUGACAAAGCAUUCAGAAUCUCAGUUCCUUGUAAAAGAGUACACGCAGUGUCUUCCGAAAUAG